Molecule: messenger RNA, 3234 nt
Organism: Malus domestica (apple)
Lineage: Eukaryota; Viridiplantae; Streptophyta; Magnoliopsida; Rosales; Rosaceae
Product: protein transport protein SEC23 G-like
Biological process (GO): endoplasmic reticulum to Golgi vesicle-mediated transport; COPII-coated vesicle budding; intracellular protein transport
Cellular component (GO): endoplasmic reticulum exit site; COPII vesicle coat
Molecular function (GO): GTPase activator activity; zinc ion binding
Source: RefSeq, a predicted model, not a curated record
UUGGGAGUGUUUCGGGAAGAGAGGGAAGAAGGGAGAGAUCUGAGAGCUGCCACAUGGCAGUUUAAGAGAAACAACAUUUCUAGAUCAAAGGUUAGGAUUAAAAGAGAAUAAGGGACUAAAGUGAUAGAAAACAAAUAUGUUCUAGGGGAAAAAUAGAAAUAGAAUGGAAAUAUGGGGGUGUGGGGUUUAACACUUAAAAUCGUAUCUAUUUACAUUUUUCAUGUGACUAUUUCAUCUUCGGUUAAAUUGAUGAUAUAGAAUUUGUUCAUAGGUUCUGCGAAUAAACCAUUUUUGCAACAAAUUAACUAAUUCUGCUUGUUGUUCAAGAAUAUAAAACAGCGAUUAAGGAAAAACCGAAAUUUUAUGAUAUCACUUUUAAUGUGUGUGAUGCGAGUGUCACUUCCGAUUACAUAAUUAGGUCCUAUAAUGCUCCAACAUCACUUUAACAUAUCAAAAGAUUAUACAAACGUAGAAGAAAAUUGCUAUGAUUUAACAAAUAUUAUGGUGCUUUGAGAGAAAAUUGAUACACCGUGACAAACACGUGACACUUUGUACUCCACGAACAUGUACCCCUUUCGGUAUCACGUGACAAGCACGUGACAUUUUGAAAAUAAGAAGCGAAAAACUACGCUCUCUCUAGAUCUGCGCCCGUCUCUUCACACGCACGGCGAAUCCAAGCCGAUGAAACAGAAAGAUUCAAACUUUACCGAACCCUGAUCGAAUCUCCGCCAUGGAUUUCGUGGAACUGGAGGCGAUCGAGGGCCUCCGAUGGUCCUGGAAUUCAUGGCCGCCGUCAAAAUCCGAGUGCGCCGCCCUCGUUAUCCCUCUCAGCGUCAUGUGCACGCCGUUGAUGCAACAAGCCGAGCUGCCGAUACUCCCCUACGACCCCGUCACUUGCCUCCGAUGCCGCGCCGUUUUGAACCCCUACGCCCGCGUCGAGUACCCUUCUCGCAUCUGGUUCUGCUCCUUCUGCCACCACAAGAACUCCUUCCCUCACUCUUACUCCAACAUCGGCGAGACCAACCUCCCCGCCGAGCUUUUUCCGACUUACAGCGCCGUCGAGUACGCCAAAACCGCCCAUGGAAUUCCCAAUUCUGGCUCAAAUUCCCAGAAUUGGGCAAAUGGGUUGUCGUCAUCGUCGUCCCUGUCGUCUAUGGUGUCGUCGGCGGCAGCGUCAUCGGUGUCGAAUGGGGAUUCGAGAGGGGUGAAGCCGGCGUUUGUGUUCGUUGUGGAUGCUUGCACGCCUGGGGACGAGCUUGGGGCACUUAAAAAUGAGCUCUUGCUUGUUGUGGAGAAGCUUCCGGAGACUGCUUUGGUGGGUCUGAUCACGUUUGAUUCGAUGGUUCGUGUUCAUGAUCUCGGGUUUUCGGAGUGCUCGAGAGCCGUGGUGCUUCACGGCGAACGGGAGCUGUCGUCGCUUCAGACCCAACAAUUUCUAGGCAUUAGGCGACCAAUGCAUCAGCAACUCGGAAAGAUAUCAGUUAAUCAAAAGCAGGGCUUUUUGCUACCUGUUUCUGAAUGUGAGUUCAACAUCACAACUGCAAUUGAAGAGAUCCGUUGUUCAGUUCAAGUCAAGCCUGGUCAUCGUCCGCAAAGGUGUACAGGAGCAGCAAUAUCAGCUGCACUUGGACUUCUGGAAGGAUGUUCAGGGAGCACGGGUUCCAGGAUCAUGGUCUUCACAUCUGGACCAGCAACUUUGGGCCCAGGAAUAAUCGUUGAUUCCAAUCUUAGCAAGUCCAUCAGAAAUCACCGAGACCUCAUCAAUGGUCAUGCCCCUUACUAUAGUAGAUCUUGCAGCUUUUAUAGGCAAGUGUCGCAGAGGUUAACUGAUGCAUCUAUUGUUCUCGAUUUGUUUGCUUGUUCUCUUGAUCAAUCUGGAGUUGCAGAGCUGAAGGUCCCUGUUGAGAAGUCAGGUGGUUUCAUGAUGCUAGGUGAGUCAUUUGCGUCAAAUCAAUUCAGAAAAUGUUUAAGCCACAUUUUUACUCGUGAUAAAGAAGGAUAUUUGAAGAUGUAUUUUGAUGCAACCAUUGAGAUAGUAACCACUAGAGAUAUUAAAAUCUCUGGAGCCCUAGGUCCUUGUGUAUCUCUUCGGGAAGUCAACGAUUUAGUGAGUAGCAGUGAGAUUGGGGAGGGCGGUACCUAUAUGUGGAAGUUGGGUACAAUCACUAAUAAAACAUGCAUUGCUUUUUUCUUCCAAGUGAGUGACGAGCAGAAAGUUCAACCUGGGUCGGCAUUCUUGAUACAGUUCAUAAUACGAUACCGUCAUGGGAACAUGGGGAUCCGGAAAAGGGUAACAACUGCAGCAAGAAGAUGGGUUGGGGGCCGUUCACCAGAAAUUGCUGCUGGGUUUGAUCAAGAAGCAGCAGCUUCAGUGAUAGCCAGGCUUGCUAUUCACCGAGCUGAGACUUGUUUCGCUCGAGAUGUUAUCAGAUGGUUGGAUGACACAUUGAUCCGCUUUGCUUCCAAGUUUGGAGACUACGCGGAGGAAGAUCCAACUUCUUUCCGCCUGUCAUCCAACUUCUCCCUUUUCCCUCAGUUCAUGUAUUACUUGAGGAGGUCUCAGUUUAUUGAUGUCUUCAACAGUAGUCCAGAUGAGACUGCUUUCUUCCGGCUAAUGCUGAAUCGUGAGGGGGUGGUGGGUUCCCUUAUCAUGAUCCAGCCCACGCUUUUCCAAUACUCCUUUGAUGGUCCACCUGUUCCAGUCCUCCUAGAUGUUCGCUCCAUCUCUCCAGAUGUUAUCUUGCUCUUUGACUCAUACUUUCACGUGGUUAUUCAUUACGGGUCCAAAGUUUCUCAGUGGAGGAAGCUUGGGUAUGACAAGGACCCAAACCAUGAGAAUUUGAGGAAGCUGUUGGAAGCCCCUUUAAUUGAUGCAGAGCAGUUGAUGGCUGACCGAGUUCCUGCACCAAAGUUUAUUAAAUGUGACCAGCAUGGCAGCCAAGCGAGGUUUCUUCUUGCAAAGUUGAAUCCAUCUGUUACCCAGAAUUCAACACACACUGACGGUUCAGAUAUUAUUUUCACCGAUGAUCUGAGCUUGCAGGUAUUUUUAGAUCACUUGCAGGUCCUUGCAGUGCAAGGCUGAUGAAGAGGAGCACUUUAUAUAGAUUUUCGAUUUUCUCGUCAUACAAAGGUAUUUUUGUGUAUAGUUUUGAAGAGAAAAAGGUGUCUAGUUGUAUUAACCCACUGUGCUUUUGAUAACAUGUCAUUUUAUUUUCUAAGUAUCUGUUAUCAUUA